Molecule: messenger RNA, 875 nt
Organism: Rana temporaria (common frog)
Lineage: Eukaryota; Metazoa; Chordata; Amphibia; Anura; Ranidae
Product: olfactory receptor 1468-like
Exons: 1
Coding region: 57-875 (272 amino acids)
Biological process (GO): G protein-coupled receptor signaling pathway
Cellular component (GO): membrane
Molecular function (GO): olfactory receptor activity; G protein-coupled receptor activity
Source: RefSeq, a predicted model, not a curated record
UCACCUUGGUCCUUAUUAUAUACAUUGUGACAAUAUGUGGAAACUUUUUGAUCAUCAUGUUGGUAUAUUACAGCAAGACCCUUCAUUCUCCCAUGUACUUCUUCCUCUCCCAACUCUCUGUAUCUGAUAUCAUGCUGACCACAGAUAUUGCUCCUAACAUUUUACAUAUUGCUCUACAUGAGAGGACCCCCAUAUCCUUUUCUGAUUGCAUCGCUCAAUAUUAUGUCUUUGGUUCAACAGAAGCAUUUGAAUGUUACCUUCUGACAGUGAUGUCCUAUGACCGCUAUCUAGCCAUCUGCUCCCCUCUGCAUUAUACCUCCAUUAUGAAACAAACACUUUGCAUUAAAAUAGUUCUUGCAUCCUGGAUUUUCAGCUGUUUUAUGGCAUCAAUUUCAACAUUUGCCAUAAGUCAACUAGAAUUCUGUGGACCAAAUGCUAUUGACUAUUUAUAUUGUGAUUUAAAUCCUCUUGUGGGACUUUCUUGUUCAGAUACAUCCAGGAUUCAAAUUGAAGCCAGUUUGUUGUGUAUUCCUGUGCUAAUAUUACCCUUCCUAGUGAUAGUGGUUUCAUAUACUUAUAUUGUUUUAACACUGUUAAAGAUACCUUCCCUUUCUGGAAAACAGAAAUGCUUUUCCACUUGUAGCUCCCAUCUCACUGUUGUGUUUAUAUAUUAUGGAACCCUACUUGCUGCAUAUCUGAUUCCAAAGAAAGGACAAUCACGAACGAUCAGUAAGAUAUUGCCAUUGUUGUUCACGGUUUUUACUCCCUUUAUAAAUCCUUUCAUAUACAGCUUGAGGAAUAAAGAUAUCAAGGACAGUUUAAAAAUAUUGUAUAGAAAAAAAAGUAAUUUUCAUUCAAAACAUUUGGUAAAAUAG